AUUCGGCACGUACAUCUGGUAAAAAAUGAAAAUUUAGGAAAAGCAAAAGAAAAUAUUUUCAAGAUUAAAGACGUAAAUAAAACUUAUAAAUUAAAAUGAACACCUUGAAGACAUUAACGAAUGUCUUGAAAGCCAACAAUGCUGGUCUUAUCAGAUGUCAUACGCAGUUGAAGCAGCAACAGUUGUGGUGUUUAAAACGUGCAGCAAACUAUUCCACAGCUGUCUUUAUACGUAACAUUGGCGGCUCAGUCCACCCAGCUACAAUUUACAGCAAUAAGGAUUGUUUUAAGCAACAAAGCCUGCUAUUGCCACAAUUACAAACCCAUGUCUGUGCUCCCAUCUACAAUACACGCUGUCAAUUUGGCACAAAGAAUGCACCCGACAGAGCCAACAAGUCUGAUACCAAAGCAGCAGCCGUAACAGAUGUUGACUUAUUUGGUGAGACCUCUAAAUUGGGUUUGUUUGCUAAAUUUAAGCUUAUGUAUAAGAAAUACUGGUAUGUGUUGAUACCAGUGCAUGUUGUGACCUCAGCUGGAUGGAUGUGUGGUUUUUAUUAUUUAUCCAAAAGCGGUGUAGAUGUACCAUCACUUUUGCAAUACAUACAUCUUAGUGAGACUAUCAUAGAAAAAGUGCAAAGUUCUAAUUUGGGUCAUUGGGCUGUGGCGUAUUUGUGCUAUAAAGUGGCCACACCAGUACGUUAUGCAGUCACUUUGGGUGGCACCACCGUUUCAAUUAAGUACUUAGUUCAACAGGGUCACAUCAAGCCAAUGCCCACUAAAGAAGAAUUUGUUCGCAUGUAUGAAGACCAAAAAGCCCAGAGAGCUGCUGUAAAGGCAAAUGCCGAAAAAGAACAGCAAGACCAACAAAAUAAAUGAUUUUAUGAUAAACACUGCAAAUUCAAAGCGAACAAACCCAAAUAAGUGUUACAACAACGAUUUGCAGUGAGAUCGUAAAAAUCACAACAAAUAGUCCUAAAAAGAGUUAGAGAAAAUAACAAUUUCAAAUACUCAUCCUGCUCCUCCCCAUUUCCAAUUUAAAAAAAAAACAAAAUAAUCUUGAAUGAAUUGAAAAUAACUCUUACGACAUAAAGAUGACUUGUUGCCGGAAAGUGUUUUUGUUAUUUAUUUCCCCAAAGAGAUCGUCAAUAUCACGCUGAGAGUGAAUGAAAACUAAUGUAAUGAUUUACAGUAGAAAUUAAAUUUAUAUUUUUUUAAUAUUUAUAAGUAGAGUUCUGGUUCUGUUAAUUAAGCUCUCUGGUUUAAAAUUCAAAAAAAAAAAACAACUUGUUUUAAAGUUUGUGUUAUUUUAUAAAACAAUUUGUUUUUGUUAAUGAUUUUAUGACAAAGAGAGUCUCAAGCAAUCUAUUUUGCCAGUAACAGAACUACAAAUUGCCUAAGUUUAACUUUGUUAAUGUUAUUUUUUAACAAUGAAACGUAUAUUAAAAUACUACGCUAAAUAAUCAUUUCAAAUGAUGUUAAAUUAAAAUACAUAUUCGAAAAAAAUAA
Molecule: messenger RNA, 1505 nt
Organism: Calliphora vicina (urban bluebottle blowfly)
Lineage: Eukaryota; Metazoa; Arthropoda; Insecta; Diptera; Calliphoridae
Exons: 3
Coding region: 96-875 (259 amino acids)
Cellular component (GO): mitochondrion
Source: RefSeq, a predicted model, not a curated record